Messenger RNA from Acanthaster planci (crown-of-thorns starfish), 1081 nucleotides. RefSeq names its product protein STPG4-like. The record is from RefSeq and is a predicted model, not a curated record. Gene Ontology annotation, cellular component: female pronucleus; germinal vesicle; male pronucleus. Lineage: Eukaryota; Metazoa; Echinodermata; Asteroidea; Valvatida; Acanthasteridae. Gene Ontology annotation, molecular function: chromatin binding; histone binding. Gene Ontology annotation, biological process: epigenetic programing of male pronucleus.
AUAGUGAAAACGGGACGCUGUUGAAUGAACGACUAGACAACACUUCACAUGGGGUACGGCCUAUGCCCCCAGAGCUGAUCCAUCGGGCAAUAUUUCGUGUACUAGAGGGGCUUCGCGGCCUGUAAAUUUCAGCACAAAAUGGUUCCCGGGGCUACAGCGGAGAACACGGCCAAAGCUGGCCGGAUCAAACCAGCAAAGGGUAAUUUGAAGACUACAAGAGAGCGUACAAGUGUUAUGGACAGAGAAACGCCGUUCAAGGGACGCUCGAGCCUGAAGGAUAACUAUGAGAGGGCUGUGUCCGGCCGUGAGCAGUGGUGGCGUGUGGACAUCCGAGAAACACCGGUUCCGGGUGCCUAUGAGAGUCGCAACUUUCUGGUGGACCUGGAGGAGCGGCCGGCCACCUACACCUUCAAAGGCGAGGGUCGGAAGAAGGGUGCCGACGCACAGCGCAAAGGCGCUGUUCUAUUACCAGGCGCCUACGAGGCUAAAGAUCUCGUCUACGACCUAAAUCAGACGAGAUACACGUAUUCAAUGAGGAACACAUCACGAGCAAAGAAUGAACUACCAGGAGUUAAAGACAAGGAUUGCAACGUUUGUCCAACGGAAUACCCCAUGGAAAGAUAUCUGACAGUCUCCUGUGAAAAGCAACCCUCGAAACAUCCAAUGUUUAAAUCCGCGUCACAAAGGUUUCCAACGAUUUAUUUUCAAGGGACGAAGAAUCCCCCACCCGACCGAUACCAAUCAUACACGCCGGAACCAAUGCACGUUAUUUCGUCAAGUUUCAAAUCGAGGACGCCGAGGUUUUCAACAUCACAUACUAAAGUUCCAGGUCCCGGUUCGUAUGACAAGACUUUCCAGUCUCCAAUGCCGGCCACAAUCUCCAAGAUGGGCAGAAAUCACGGCUUAUUCUUCACCAGUGCAUUUAACUUAUGAACUAUCGUCAGAACUCUCAUCUUCAAAAUGUCAACAAAGUUUUAUUGCCUAUUACAGACAUGCAUACCGAUAUUCCAGUCAUGUAUCAUGCCUAUUUUAACCAGAAAGAUUUGAGUGAAGUCUGAAUAAAAAUGGUCGCUGAAAAAGA